Messenger RNA from Amoebophrya sp. A25, 443 nucleotides. Lineage: Eukaryota; Dinophyceae; Syndiniales; Amoebophryaceae. The record is from the annotation of a GenBank genome assembly.
AUCCGUUGCACUAGCGGAUGGCGCUAAGGCUGCUGGGAACAAGAAAAUGACUACGCAGAAGAAGUUGAAGUUGCCAGCUCCUCAAGGGGCUGUGACUCCUCGCGCGCGGAAGCAAGAUCAAGAAGCCGUCAAUGGAGCCGCAGAUGGCGCGUCUGCGGCGAUGGUGAGAACGAUUUGUUUGCCGGAGUCGCUUGUUGGACCUGUGCCUGCGAUUGCACAACAAGGAGACAAGAAGAAAGGAAAAGCGAUGAAAAGCAAAGUAGAGUCAGUGGCUGGGCCGAGCAACCAUAGCCAUUCAGUGGGGAUGAAUCACUUCGGUCUGCAAGAACAAAAAGUAAAGCAGUCUAUUCGUCCGCUGUGUGGGACUGCGCCUGUGCCUGCCGCUGUGCCGCAAGUGAAAGCAAUUAGCUCUAGUUCAAGUUCUACGGAUGCGCAACUUGCUG